GGAACCCCAUUGUUGUUUCUAUUUUCCGACAGAAAAUUACAUUUUUUGUACAUUGUAAUGGGGACAGCUAUACCGGAAUGACUACCUCAGGAAGAAGAAGGUCAAGUAGAAGGCCACAAUGCAGGACAACUUUAAAACGUAUUUUCUCCCGGAUUAAAUAAGACAUCACCUCUGAAAAAAUGGCCCAGACCAACCCUCUUCCUGCUCCUCUGGGACCCUGGAAGAUCACUGUAUAUGAUCAAGAAAAUUUCCAAGGAAAGAGGAUGGAAUUCAGUUCUUCCUGUGCAAACAUCAUGGAGUGCGGCUUUGACAAUAUUAGGUCUAUAAAGGUGGAAUGCGGAGCAUGGAUUGGAUAUGAACACACAAGUUUCUGUGGUCAGCAGUUUGUUCUAGAGAGAGGAGAGUACCCCCGCUGGGACGCUUGGAGUGGCAGCAAUGCCUAUCACAUUGAGCGCCUGAUGUCUUUCCGACCAAUCUGUUCUGCCAAUCAAAAGGAAUCCAAACUGGUCAUCUUUGAGAAAGAGAACUUUAUUGGACGCCAGUGGGAGAUGUGCGAUGACUAUCCUUCCCUACAAGCAAUGGGUUGGGGCAACAAUGAAGUUGGAUCCAUGAAGGUUCAAUGUGGCGCUUGGGUAUGCUACCAAUAUCCUGGUUACCGUGGCUACCAAUACAUUUUGGAAAGCGACCACCAUGGAGGUGAAUACAAGCACUGGAGAGAAUGGGGAUCUCACGCCCAGACCUUCCAGAUCCAGUCAAUCCGACGCAUCCAGCAGUAAAGGACCAAGCCUCUCCUGUCACUUACCCUUGCCGUGUUUGCGAGAGGUCACCGUUCACAGGCUUUCUGUGGUGCUACCAUUCUCUUUUAACGCUAUUCUAGAGGAUACAGAAAACUUUUAUUGUACUGUGAACGCAUGUUGGGAAAAUUACUUAUUAAUUGUACCAACUGCGAAAAUGAAAAUUAA
Hyla sarda is the source of this 962-nucleotide messenger RNA. RefSeq names its product crystallin beta A1 (gene CRYBA1). The record is from RefSeq and is a predicted model, not a curated record. The transcript is spliced from 7 exons. Gene Ontology annotation, molecular function: structural constituent of eye lens. NCBI's taxonomy places the organism in Eukaryota, Metazoa, Chordata, Amphibia, Anura, Hylidae. The coding region runs from base 180 to 776 and encodes 198 amino acids. Gene Ontology annotation, biological process: lens development in camera-type eye; visual perception.